Messenger RNA from Solanum lycopersicum (tomato), 1352 nucleotides. RefSeq names its product rRNA-processing protein EFG1. Gene Ontology annotation, cellular component: nucleolus; preribosome, small subunit precursor. NCBI's taxonomy places the organism in Eukaryota, Viridiplantae, Streptophyta, Magnoliopsida, Solanales, Solanaceae. Gene Ontology annotation, biological process: maturation of SSU-rRNA from tricistronic rRNA transcript (SSU-rRNA, 5.8S rRNA, LSU-rRNA). The record is from RefSeq and is a predicted model, not a curated record.
AACACCCCACCCCCACCAAGGCAAGUCAGCAAAAACCUAGCUUGACAAAACUCCAUUGGAGUCGCACAAUGUCUGCUUCACAGCACUAGAAUUUGGCUCCAUUUCAGUAUUUCCUUUCUCCUUCUGUAAUGGCGCAUGGAGGUUAUGGGAAACGCAGAGUCCCUGAAGCUAAUAGUAAUAGAAACAGGCGACCCAAAUCAUUAGGUGUUGAGAAGAAGUCUAAGUCUAAGGCUGUUUCAAUCAAAAAUCAAAUUCGUUCCGUCGAACGCAUGCUCCGUAAAGAUUUGCCUCCUGAGAUUAGAGAAGUUCAAAAACAGAAAUUGGAGGAACUCAAAAAGCAGCAAGAGCUUCAGAAUCGUCUGGCUGUAGAACGCAAAAUAUUUCUUCGCAACAGGAAGGUUAAAUUUUUUGAUAGAAGAAAAAUAGAGAGAAGAAUAAGACGUUUGGAGAAACAACAGCGCACUUCAUCUUGUAAGGCCCAAGAAACAGAAAUUGCUGAACAACUUGCUAAAUUGAAAGAGGACCUUGAAUAUGUUCGGUUCUUUCCCAAGAAUGAGAAAUAUGUAUCCUUGUUUUCGGGAGGUGAUGAGCAAGAUAUUGUUGACAAAAGAUGUAAAUUACGGGAGCAAAUCAAAGCCAAUAUAGUUGCUGCUGCCGCAAGUGGGAAAGAUUUGGAAGAAACAGGGAGCGAAGACGAUGGGCUUCUUGAUUUAAGCGAUGAUGAUUUCUUUGAAAGUGGAAGCUCAAGUGAUGAUGCUGAUGACGAGUGGACUGAUAAAAGUGCAAGAGAACAAGCUUCUAGUGCAUCUGGCAAAGCAGCUUCUAGCAUGUCCAGUGAUGAAAAGAAUCAGAAGCAAAUAUCUGCCCGUGCUCUAAUGCCGCCACCUCGUCCUUCGAGCAAGUCUUUUAGUCAUUCAGCAAAUAAAAAAUCAAGGUUUGGAGGAUCUACAAGUAAGAAAUCGUCUUUCCGUGAUAUGUCAACCUCCAGCAACACAUCAGAUAGCUUUAAUAGAUCUACAUUCAGAAAAGGAAGACCUGCAGAUUCACUCACAGGCAACAGUGGGAAUAUCAGCUCCAACUCUGAUGCUCGAAAACCCCGAAGAAAGAGGAGACCAAAGAAGAAGAAACAACAGGCUUGAAUCAAGUUUCCAUAGCUCCAAAUACAUUUGUUGUACCAGAGUUGUGAGGACAGUUGAAAUGCCUCUUUAAAUAUUUCAAAGAAUUAGAUAGCAAGUUUCCAUAUAUUUAAAUGACAUUUGUUUGAUACUGUCUUCAUUUUACUAUUGUAAUUACUGCUUUAAUGUUACUAUUGUCUUCAUCCAACCUUACAAAGUUACCCAAUUUUCUCUAAA